CUCGUCUCAAACACUUUUGGUCCUCGCUUCACACCGUAGUUCCAGGCAUCAUCAUGUGCGUUCAUAGGAGCCUGAUUGAAUGAGGAAAUGAAUAGUGAGGGCAGAUCAAAGCCAGCCCAGGUGGAUCACACACAGGUCAAAGGCAACAGCGUAUGACUGUCGGACAUGAUGGAGAGUUUAAAGACACGAUUUGAUUUUCCCAGCCCCGUCAUCCAAGCACAGACGGUAAGAAAUCUUGUUGCUGACGUGCUGAAGGAGAAGGGGCAAAAUGGGCAAAUCACGCAGUCGUCCCCUCAGGGCCCAGCGUUGGAAGCUCUGUGGCAGCAGUGCAGCGGGGACUCCGCUCUGGUUCGCUCGGCCUGCUGCGACGCCGUGGUGCUGCUGGUGGAUCAGGGGCACGCGGACCUGCCGUACGUCCUCAACAGUGUCCUCAACCUCCUGCCCUCUGCCAGAAAUGUCCAGGGGCUGAUAAUGGUCAUCGGGCGGCUGCUACAGAUGCAGGCUGACCAGAGGGACCGAGACUCACCCUUCUCCUGCCCUUACUCCAUCAGGAACAGUCCUCACCCAUACAUCACGGCCCUGGAGAACAGAGUGGACUGCUGGCCAGCUCUACUGCUGGAGAUGGAUGAUUUCAUUCAGCAGGCUGUUGACAGCAAUGAACCAGCCUACGUCGCCAUGCUGGUCCCCUUCCUGCAGUAUCUGUACUGUGAGCCUCAGCAACAACCCCAGCACGCGCUCCUGCGACACAGUCUCCUCCGGGUGCUGCUGCCCACACAUCCAGGCGCCGGAUCAGUCCUGCACACAAAGGGAGAGGAGAAGUCGUCCCCAGUGUCCGACAGCCUGCUGCACUGCCUCUGCCAGCUGGUUCCUCACAUGCAGGUGGACAGCGUGGAGGCCGUGCUGGAGUUGUGUGGCUUCAUCAACGCUCUGCUCCAGGCUCUUCUUCAGCGCUCUGAGGAACGCUGGCGGAGUGAGAGAGCCGCGCUGCUCGCGCACCUGCUCUGCGCCUGCCAGCGCUGCCUCGGGUUGAACGGAGACUGUCGGCCACUCCUCAAGUUACUGCAGCAGCUCCUCCUCCCCUGCCAACAGGAGCUGCCAGUAGACGAGUUGAUCAUGGGGGUGGCCCUGCUCCUUCUCGAGGCCCCUGCAGCUCAGCAGACCAGCCUGCUCAAUCUGGCACUGACUUUGGUUCCUGAGCAGGCCGAGGUGUCGCCCUGGUUGAGUCCAGUCCUGCUCCUUCCUGUCCUGCAGCUGCUCACGUGCUCGGGUCUCACCGAGCCGCUGGCUGACCCGAGGACACACAAACUCAACCACAGCCUGGCCAACAUCCUGCUCCGCAACAUCAGCCGGCAGACGGACAAACCUGGACAGCCUUGUCCACCAUUGGCACUUCCACUCAGUCCCUGGUACAGCGAGCUUGGCGCCGCUCUGUCCGUUCUGCGUAAGGCGACAGCCGAACCGGCGCACGCCGCCGCCUGGCUGCUGUCGGUUCACUCGGCGGUGUCGUCCAGCCAGUGUGUGCCCGGCUCCCUCACCCUCAUUGUGACCCAUCUCAUCGCGAACGGCGCGGAAGACGUCUGCCAGCUGGCUCUGGACGCAGUCCAGGCCAUCGCUGCGGCCGACCCCUGCCAGGUUCCCUCCCUUGUCCCCGUUCUGCUGUUCAAACUGGGGAAGGAAAAGAAUCCACUCCAGACUCACGCUGUGCUCAACUGCCUGCCAAACCUCGGGACUCACAAGCUCUGUGUUCCCAUGGUGCUGCAGACGCUGCACAUGCUCGCCAGCGCCCCCAAGCUGAGAGCUAUGGCCAUGCGCCUCAUGACUGCUCUCUGGAAGAAACAGGACCGAGUUUACCCGGAGCUGCAGCGUCUGCUGGGUCAGCAGGACAGCCGGGUGGUGAUGGGGAAGGACACCCAGUGGGAGCAGAUCCUGGCCAGAGCUGCCUGUCUCAGAGACAUCUGCAGGGAGAGGCCAUACCAGCAUGGAGGUGACAUGUUGGCUGCCAUCACACAAACUCUGAACCAGUGCACCAGACCAGACCUGGCAACCCCAGCUGCUCUGGCCCUGCAGGGACUACAGGAGCUGUGCCGGGCUGAGGUGGUGGACAUCAUCUCAACAUGGAGACGUCUCGGUCCCGAGCUCAGCUGCGACUCCCGUCCUCUGAUGGUCAAAGGUGUAGCUGAGCUUCUGGCUCUGGUUCCUCAGCUCAAAGUAAAGUCCGAGGAGUAUGAGAAACUAAGAGAGGAAGUGGUCAGCUUUCUGUGGAAUUAUGCUCUGAGCAAGGAUCCAGACGUGGCCAACUGUGGCUACAAGGCUCUGGCAGAGUUUCCUGAAGCCGUUCACAAAAUAACGUUCCUUCCUGAGGCAGCCAGGCCACCUGCAAGUCCUGAAGAUGAGGAGGAGGGACAGCGCGAGGAGGAAGAGGAGAAAGAGAAAGAUCUCUCCGUCCCAGGAUCUUCUUAUGUGAAGCUGAUGAAUCUGACUCCAGUCUCUGUUCUCCCAGCGUUUGAGCUUUUCCUGACAUCACUGGUGAGGCAGGAGAUGAGUCAGAUGCCGCGGGGGGUUUACUUCUCCGCCCUGAGGGGAGGGAACCUGCGAUCAGACCAGGGUAAAACUGUGGCGGGGAUCCCGCCGUUCAUGCUGAGGACCUACGAGAAGAACAAGCAGCCUGGCCUGAAGCCUGGACUCGCAGCUGGAAUGCUGCUCAGUUACGAGCUACCCGUGCAGACCGACCGCAGCGGCAAACCCAUCGACCGCUUCCUCGUCAGCCGCGGCCGCAGCUACCAGCAGAUCCUGACUGCUCUCAUCCAUGAGGUGAACAUUCAGCCGUCCGAAUGGCACAGAGCUCUGCUCUUACCGCAGGCCUGGAGGGGCUUCAUGAACCGAGCUUUCCACGCCGUCUUACAGGGUCGACGCGCUGACCUGGAGAUGCAACAGAAACAGGGCAAAGAGAACGCAGAGGAGCUGCAGUACAAACAGCACUGUGCCUGGAUGUGGGCCAGAGAUCAGCUGACUGACGUCAUCAAAGCUGCUACAAAAGACAGUCCUGUAGUUCAGGGCAACUCCAUCCUGGCUUUGAGCAGUUUGGCCGCUGUCCUGGCUAAAUAUGAGAGCAACCUGCCUGCUGAUAGCGACGGCAGCCUCGGGGCCGGACCAGAGUUUGUGCCCACAGCCAGCUGGUUGUCCAUGGUGCUGGAGACGCUGCUCAGCAUCAUGAGCAGCAGCUACAAGGCCAGAGGACAGGUUUUCCCCUGGUUCCUACAUCGUUCCUACUCGGGUGAGAACACAGCGAGUGCCAUCGCUCGCUCCUGUGCCAGCCUGGCUCUGUCCUUGCUGGUUCCGGUGCUGGUGGUGUGGCAGAAGGACGGCGUGGUCCAGGUGCUGUCAGCUCUGCAGGCCGGUCUGCCGGGCUCACCCACCGCUGACGACUCCCAGGCCGUCCAGUUCCACUCGGGCCUCGGGCUGGGAAUGGUACUGUCCAGUCUGCACCACCAACGCCUCGGUGACGUCUCUGUUCAGAGGGACACUGAGCUCCUCCUCAGUUCUCUGGAGGCUCUUGAACGCUGCGCCUUCAAUCCUGACCUGGAAUACAAUACUGGCUGUAUGUUGGGUGUGGGUCUGGUGCUGGCAGCUCUGUGCAGCAGUGGACAGAAGGACCAACACCUUCACGUCACCAGAACUCUAGACAAACUACUGUCCAACCUGCAGGACAGCAGUGGACACGGGCGCAUGCUGCAAGAGGUGUUGGCGUACGCUGUGGCGUGUGUGAGUGUCUCAGCCUUCAGUGGAGGCCUCAUAGAUGCUGCCAAAGCUGAGGAGGCCAUGAGUACACUGCGUACUCUGACCGAGGAGAGCCAGCAGACUCCCGGUUUCUCUCUGGCUCUUGGUUUGGUCGUCCAUGGUCUGUCAGUGUCCGGUCACGGGAAAGCAGAGGACAUUCACCCUCGACUGCUCGCUGCUUGGAUCAAAAUCCUUCUGGCUGAGGGUUGUCCAACGAUGCAGCGACUGGCUGCUGUGAACGGCCUUGUAGCUUUGGUAGGAUCUGAGAGUUACCUCAUCCAGCUAAAAAGUGAGUUGGAGCUUUCCUCUCAACAGCAGAACAGACUGAAUGAGGUCAUUCGAGCCAUCACACAGGUCAUCACCUUCUCAGGAGCCAUCGGUUUACAGUCAAACAGUGCCUGUUUGGUGGCUCAUUUAUAUUUGGCUCAGGUGUCCACCAGUCACAGUCACACAGCAGUUCCUCAGGAUUUCAGUUACCUCUCCGAGAAAAGUGUCAUCAGAUCCGUCGCCGACUUCAUCUCCGAGGCUGGAAAGAAAGGUCCAGAUUUCUCUCCUCCUCCUCUGGUGAAAGCUGCUCUCACCUCUCUGGCAUCGGUUGGAGCCAGUUUCCAGUUCCCACCUAUAAACUGGAGCGCGGUGCUGUCUCCUCUCAUGAGGCUCGGCUUCGGAGAGGACGUGCAGCAUCAGUGUGUGGUCCUGGCCACGUGUCAAGCUCAGUCUUCUCAGAGUGCCGCUCUCUUUCUGGGCUCCUGGCUGUCGCCGCCGCUCGUGCACAGUCUCAGUUCUCAGACCCGCGCUCACCUCUACAUGACCCUGGGCCUGUGGAUGAAACAUGUCGCCGAGGACAAGCUCCAGGUCUACGCGGAGACUCUGGGUCUGCAGCAUUUCCAGGAGGACGUUCGACUCCGGCGUCUGUCCCUGUGCCGCUCUCUCCUGCAGGGCCUCGCGCAGGCGAUGGCCCUCCCCAACCCGCCUAGCAACUGCUGGACAAUUCUCUGCUCCACCACAGAGAAGAUCUUCAACCUCCUGCCCAACAACAUCCAGGACGACGAGGUGGAUUUGUACAUGGGCGUGGCCAAAUGUCUGUCUGAGAUGUCCGACACAGAGAUUGAUCGAGUCGCUCGAGUCACAGAGAGUCAGAUGGAGAAGACGUGCUUCACGCUGUCUUACCUGACGUCCCAGGGCAGAGUUCCCCUGUUGAGUCUCAACGACAUCAUCGCGGGCGUGCUCCGCGGUUGGCCGAGCCGCACAGUCGGCUGGCUCCUCCUCCAAAUGUUUUAUCAGUGUCGCCUGGCAACCGGCUCCAACACAGGCGUAACAAAACGAAUGGAGUGGCUCCUGGAGCUGAUGGGACACAUCCGAAAUGUUGCCUACGGUGCCACGUCUGUCACAUGUGGAGACACCGGACUGGCCACAGACUUCCUGUUCCAGGUAUUUGCUGCCGCUGUCGUUUCCUGGGGCGACCACGUCAUGCCCGUCCUGCUGGGCAUCAGAACCCGCUGGUUACCGUGGCAACCGGGCCCCAAACCUCACGCUCUGCAGCACAGUCUGUAUGGUCGUGAGUCGCUCGCUGACCACGCGCUGCCGCAGUGCCUGCUGGGAUUGCCCCACAGCUUGGCUCUGCUUGUGGACAAAGAGCCGUGGAGCGGCCAGAGACAAAAGUUCAUAGACUGGCUUCUCAGCAUAACAGAAGGUCCCGACCAAAGCGUGUCGCCUGCAACCGUGAGCACAGCCAAAGCUGCUCUGUUGGCGCUCAAGUCCUCCACUGAGUUCAAGAAGAAGGCCGUGUGGACCAGAGCUUACGGGUGGUAGCCCUCAGAGAAUGUAACCAUGGCAACACAUACACAGUUCCGGCUCUGCAACACGCAGAGCUGCGUC
This is a messenger RNA of Solea solea (common sole), 5655 nucleotides long. It is a transcript of the gene focad, whose product is annotated as focadhesin. The transcript has 45 exons. The coding region runs from base 166 to 5589 and encodes 1807 amino acids. Gene Ontology annotation, biological process: regulation of post-transcriptional gene silencing. NCBI's taxonomy places the organism in Eukaryota, Metazoa, Chordata, Actinopteri, Pleuronectiformes, Soleidae. The record is from RefSeq and is a predicted model, not a curated record.